GGAGGCUCCGGGCCUCCUUCUCCAGAAAGCCCUCGCUGAAGGGAAAUAGAGAGGAUGGUGCAAGGAAGCUGGCCGGCCUGCUCGGCACCGAGGCGGGUCCUGACCUGGACACCACCGCUGACAAGAUCUUCUACUACAUCCCUGGGCCGGUGAGCAGGCGGGUGGCGCGUCCCAGCUCACAGGGUGCGGCGGUGGUGGUCUCUGUGGGGCUGCGUGUACCUGUCCUAGCGUUCCAGGGCCCAGGGUCUUCCCUGUCAGCCUGGGGGGAGUCAGUCCAGAACCAAGUGAGGAAGGAGACACCGCCCCGCCCUGGGGAGCUCCCCUGGCGGAAAGCCUGAGCAGAGAGCGAAACCGAGACACUGAGUCAGUGGGGCGGGCUGGGGGCGGGCCCUCCCCAAGUCUCUGCUCCACCGGAGGGGGCGCCGAGACCAGGCUCUCCACCCAGAGCCUUACCUGGGGUGUCCACCCACUGCCCCCCCGCCAACUUGGGGGCCGGACAGUGCGUCCAGGUACAUUCGAGGUAGACCGGCAUGUCUGUCGCUGCGUGGGCGUGGGGUUGUGUCGGGGUGGCUGCCAUCAUUCCGCGAGAGUGAGGGGCUCCAGGUGUCUGCUGAGCCAGCCUCUCACCUGCUUCAGGCUUCAGUCUCUCCCGGGGUGUCUCGGCACCCACCCCUGCCUCAUUCCUAGCAGCGCACCGUGCUACCCCCUACCAAGGCCACACAGCAAGGACACGGCUCCUGCAUGCUAGGCCACCUCUGAGCUGAACACUGCCCCCCUCACCCUGCGCAGCUCCUGGGGAGCUAAGGGUUAGCUGAGAGGGGAGAGGCACCCAGCCCUUUACUGUAACCUGGAUAGCUUCGGGUAUGGUAGGAGGCUCUGCUAUGUGCAAAAGCCCCAGAAUGCAAGGGAAAUGAUACCCCAAAAUCUAACCCCAGGCCAGAGAAGGAGGAACGUUUGUCACUCUGGGUCAGAGCUCCAGCCCUGCACUCUUCUCCUCACAGUGUUCUUUCGAGGCCCAGUAACUGGUGCGUGCUUCUAGAGCCUAUCUUUCCAGCUUGUCCCCAUCAAGCUGGGAAGCCCAGGCUUGUCCCCUUUCCUGCCCUCUGAGGUCCCAGGGCCCCAUGCAGGCAAGUGCGGGCUUGAGAAACCAUGCUGCCUCCGGGAGGUGGACAGGCAAUUCUGUCCAGGGUCCGGCCGGGCCGCGGUAGAGCUCCUCUGUGUGACUGCAUCACACACCUCGACUCGAUCCAAGCCCAGGACGCAUCAUGUGUGCCUGGUGGAAUCCUGUGAGAUGUGGUGGCCCUGGUGGUCCUCUCUUGCAACCAUAAUAGCAGGAGAGGGGAGCAGGCCUGUUGAACCUGGGAGCUAGGGCUGGGGGAGGAGCCACCUCGUAGGCCCUCCCCCGUAGGGGGUUCUGCACCCCCCAAGGCUCUGAGCUGACUCCUCCCUAGCCCCUAAGGCUGAGCCUGGGCCACAGGGACGGCUGCGUGGUCCUUCCUAUUCGUGGCCUAUUUUUCAUGGGUCCCAUCCCUGCGUUGUUCCCCACACUGGGUGUGGAUACAGGAGGCCCCACCCAGAGGGAAGGAGGCCUCACAUUCCUGGGCUUGCCCAAGGGGCAGCUUAGCUUGGCCAGGGCUCAAAGCCCUCAAGGCAGCCUCUGCCAGCUCCCAAAUAGAGCAUGGCCCCUCCCCAACUCACCCCUGAGCCCCUAGACUUCAGCCCUUCUAGCCAGGGUGUCAGGUCAGUGCCCAUCUCUAUCUGACUUCCAGUCGGAUGACGGAGCCCCCAGUUAGAGAGGGUUCUCUGUGUGGCAGGACUGGCCAAGUGUUUGUGCCCCGACACUCCUCCCCUCAGCAGACAAGCGGGGAACCCCCAGCACAUCUCGGGCCUGGCCUACUUCUAGGGAUACAGCAGUGGGCAAAACAGACAAAGACCCUCUUCUCUUGGUGUUCCCAUCCGCAUGACAGAACCAGAAGAUAAGACGGGUGGAAGACUUGGUAAGCCCAGAUGUGGCUGGUGUUGAGAAGAGUAAAGGAAGAAAGGUAGCAGAGGGGUCGGGGAAGGCUACAGUGCGAGGUUACCAGACGGGACCUCAUGGGGAAGACGGGACCUCAUGACAUCUGAGCCAAGUCCUAAUGGGUGGGGGGGAUCGCGAGUGUUCGCGUCCGCCUGUGCCUGAUGUGGGAGAAGAAGACAAACGGAGGAGGCAGAUCAAAGAGGACCCCGUGCGCCGGCCUUCUCGGUGGCUGAAGUCCCCGUCCCACUGCAGUGCGCGGCCGCCGUCAGCACACGCGCAAGGGCUGGUGGGACGCAUCUCUUCCCAGCUGCCUGUUAACUGACUGCUGCUGCUUGCAGUGGCCGUGGUGAGAGUGUUUGCGCAGAACCCUCCCCGGAGCCAGGUAGUAAACACUCGGAGCCGACCCUGGAGACCCAGAGGGGGUUUGCGCAUUGGCUCCCUCAGACACGACCAGUCUGGGGAGGCCGAAUAAUCAAGACGAAGGUGCACAGGUUAGGAAAUAUCAGAAAUCAGGGUCGAAUGUCCACAGAGCACAGACCUCACGGUCUCUCCACCAGACCACGUGAUGUCACGCGUGUUUGUUGCCCCUAGUUCCAUACUAAGAGGCCGUGAGCGUGCGUCGGGCUUCUGUACCUGUGAGUGGUGGUGUGUGUGUAUUGCUCACCUUGGCAUCAUGUACCUGCGGGCGUGGGCAUGGGUGGGGCAGCUGGCCGCAGGUCAGGCCCCCUCCCCUGAGCUCUGCUCCCCACAGGACCUCCGGGGCCUGGAGAGCCAGCCCGAAAACCUAGAGCAGCCGUUCCUGAGUGUGUUCAAGAAGGGGCGGCGGAGGGUGCCUGUGAGGGAUCUGGGCAAGGUUGUGCACUACGCCAAGGUCCAGCUACGAUUCCAACACAGCCAGGACAUCAGCGACUGCUAUCUGGAACUGUUCCACUCCUACCUCUACUUCCAGGCCCAUGGUUCCAAAGGACUCACCUUCCAGGGGCUGUUGCCGCUGAUGGAACUGAGCGUCUGCCCGCUUGAGGGGUCCAGAGAGCAUGCCUUCCAGAUCACAGGCCCGCUGCCUGCUCCUCUUCAUGUGCUCUGCCCCAGCCAGGCCGAGCUGGGCCACUGGCUGUACCACCUGGAAAAGCAGAUAGCCCUUGUGCGAGGGCCACAGCUCUGCCACUCGGUGCCCCUGCAGGGCUCCCCCGAGGGUGAGCUGCCCUGGACUCUGCAGCGCAGGCUGAUCCGGCUCCGGGCAGCAUCUGGACAUCGGACGGCGGGCAGCGCCGUCUGCGCCUCAAGGGUCAAGCUGCAGCAUCUGCCCUCACAGGAGCAACAGGACCGGCUCCUGGUCCUGUACCCGUCAUCCCUGGCUAUCUUCUCCGAAGAGGCAGAGGGGCUUUGCUUUAAGGGGGAGCUGCCCCUCAGUACCAUCCACGUCAACCUGGAGGAGAAGGAGAAGCAGAUCCGCUCUUUCCUGAUCGAAGGCCCGCUCAUCAACACCAUUCGUGUGCUGUGUGCCAGCUAUGAGGACUACAGCCACUGGUUGCUCUGUCUGCAGACCAUCUCGCCCCGGGCUGGAGGCGCCCCGUCGGCUGGCCUCCCGGGGCUGUGGGGGUCCACAAAGGUCAUGGGUGGCGGCCGAGGCUCCCUCUCCUCGGAUGGAAGAACCAGCUGGGACUCGGGGUGCCCCGCACCCCCCUCCACCCACACCAGCCACUCUCUCCCUGAGUCGUCAGUGCCGCCCACCACAGGCUGCCCUGCCCAGCCUGUGCCUGACCAGGCCGACCCUGGCCGCACCAGCACCCGCAGGCAGAGGGCCGAGCUGAGACGGAGCAGCAGCAGUCGGUCACCCAGGAGUGAGGCCCGGACCGAGGAGCCCAGCCUGGCCACCUCGCUGUACUUGGACCUGACCAAGCUAAGCAGGCAGAGCCUCGAGGACAACCCUGAGGCCCCAGACCACUCUCUGAAGACCCCACACUCCCCACUCUAUGCCGACCCCUACACACCACCUGCUACCUCCCACCACAAGAUCACGGACGUCCAGGGCCUGGAUGAGUUCCUCAGUGCAGCGCAGAGCUCACUUGGACCUGAGUCCUCGAGCCCGUUCCCCUCGGUCCCUGUGUCUGUGCCUGUCUCGGGCCCCAGCUCUGGACUCUCCGGUCCCCACUUGCUCUCCAAGAAGGGAGCCCUGCAGCCCAGAGCCUCUCAGCGGCACCGAGGCUCCGUCAAGGGCCAGGGGCCACUCCCUCCAGACUCCCCACAGCAUGCCGCCCCUGUGCAGGAAGUCUCGCCGGACCCCCUGCCACCUCCCUCAGGUGGCCACCCCCCCAAGAGCUAUGGCAACUUCCGGGACAACGCUUCCUCUCCCUCCCACAAGCGGUGGCCCCGAGGAGGACCUGAGCCUGGUGGGGGGCUCGUCCAGUGGAUCUGAUGGCUUCUGGGUGGCUGGUUCUCAGGACCACCUGCCAGCGUGGGCUCUGCUGUAGGGACUGCAGCACAGCCUGGGCCAUUCUUUGUAGGGCCACAGGCUGACCGGCAUCCAGGCCCCAAACCCCACCCAGUGCUGAGUCCGUGUCUCAUCCCAGCAGGCUGAAGAGAGCUCCCAACCUUCCCCGGGCUCUGGAGGGGCCGGGAGGGGGGCCGGCCGGGAGGGGGGCCGCAUCCUGAAGACGGCCUGGCGACGUGGCUGGACCCCAGAUCAGAGCAGGCCUCACAGGGGACCCGGCAGCAGCCCUUCCUCCAGGGAAGCAAUGAGGGAGGCCACUUGGCGCAGGCUUUACCUGCCAGUGGGGGGGGAAGCAGGUGUGAAGGUCAGAGGGCUGAGAACGUCAGGUUAGUGAGGGUCAGAGCACGUGAGGUCAGAGGGCGUGACGGUAGGAGGUCAGCAAAGUCCGAGACACAAGAGCAGAGGUAGAGGGCGUUCUGGGCGGGUGUCAGUGGGCUGGGGCAGGUCAGGAGAAACGGACAAGAGACUAAAUAAGAAAGAAAGGGAAGGUUUUAUUUGUGCUGUGUGUC
Messenger RNA from Mustela lutreola (European mink), 5017 nucleotides. It is a transcript of the gene PLEKHN1, whose product is annotated as pleckstrin homology domain containing N1. Gene Ontology annotation, biological process: response to hypoxia; positive regulation of apoptotic process; 3'-UTR-mediated mRNA destabilization. The coding region runs from base 2583 to 4433 and encodes 616 amino acids. Gene Ontology annotation, cellular component: cytoskeleton; mitochondrial membrane. NCBI's taxonomy places the organism in Eukaryota, Metazoa, Chordata, Mammalia, Carnivora, Mustelidae. The transcript has 15 exons. Gene Ontology annotation, molecular function: cardiolipin binding; phosphatidic acid binding; phosphatidylinositol phosphate binding. The record is from RefSeq and is a predicted model, not a curated record.